Messenger RNA from Anthostomella pinea, 1128 nucleotides. The record is from the annotation of a GenBank genome assembly. Lineage: Eukaryota; Fungi; Ascomycota; Sordariomycetes; Xylariales; Xylariaceae.
AUGGCGUCGGCAACUCGUGACACCCAGCCGUUCGGCAAUCUCGACAUGUCGAACAACGACGACAAAGUCAUCAAAUCGAUCAACGAGACCAAAGCCGAGUACAAGCGACUUGGACACUCCGGUCUCAGAGUCUCGGUGCCCAUCCUAGGCGCCAUGUCGUUCGGUGACACCGCGUGGCAACCCUGGGUCAUCAAAGAAGACGCCGCGCUCCCCCUCCUAAAAGCCGCCUUCGACCGCGGCCUCAACACCUGGGACACGGCCAACGUCUACUCCAACGGCGUCUCGGAAGAGAUCAUCGGCCGCGCCAUCAAAAAGUACAACAUCCCACGCAACAAACUUGUCAUCCUCUCCAAAUGCUGGGGCUACGUCGGCGAGACGCCCGAUGUCCGGGGCAUAGUUUAUGGCCAAGCGAUGACUGCCUCGAAAGACUACGUCAACCGUGGGGGUUUGAGUAGGACGGCGAUAUUCGAAGCCGUGAACGCGAGUCUGAAGAGGAUGGAUCUGGAGUAUAUGGAUCUACUGCAGAUCCAUCGAUUCGAUGAUCUUACCCCGAUUGAGGAGACGAUGGAGGCGCUGCACGAUCUGGUGAAGAGUGGCAAGGUGAGGUAUAUUGGGGCGAGUAGCAUGUGGACGUAUCAGUUUGCCAUGCUGCAGCAUUGCGCCGAGAGGAAUGGAUGGACCAAGUUUAUCAGCAUGCAGAACCAUUACAAUCUGCUGUAUCGGGAGGAGGAGAGGGAGAUGAAUAAAUUCUGCAACGCCACGGGCGUCGGCCUCAUCCCCUGGUCGCCGCUCGCCCGCGGCCACCUUGCGCGCGCGCCUGAGCAGACCGGCAAGACGAUUCGCAGCGAGCAGGAAAAGAAGGGCGCCUCGAUGAUGACUACUGGCCAGAGCGACAGCGACAAGGAAGUCAUCAAGCGCGUGCAGGAAGUGGCCAAGAAGCGUGGGUGGAAGAUGAGCCACGUAGCGCUCGCGUGGAUCAAUGAGAGGGUCAGCAGUCCGAUCGUCGGGUUUAGCAGUGUGGAGAGGAUGGAUGAGGCGCUCGAUGCGCGUGGUAAGGAGUUGACCGAGGAGGAGGAGAAGUAUCUCGAGGAGCCUUAUGUGACGCGGGAUGUCCAGGGACACUCGUAG